GGGGGCGGAUCCUGGGUCGCGACCCCGACCCCUGCCCCGUUCGGCGACUUCGACCCCGACCCCCACCCGGACAGUGACCCCCACCCGGUCAUACCCAUAUGGCCUGGCACGUGUUCCUGACGGGAGCCCCAGGGGUUGGAAAAACAACGCUGAUCCAGAAAGCCAGUGAAGUUUUAAAGUCCUCUGGCUUGCCUGUCGACGGGUUUUAUACCGAAGAAGUCAGACAGGGAGGAAGAAGAAUAGGGUUCGAUGUUGUCACGUUGUCCGGCGCCCGCGGACCUUUAUCCAGGAUUGGGUCAGAGCUUCCGCCUGGAAAGCGUGAGUGCUGCAUUGGGCAGUAUGUGGUGGAUCUGACUUCCUUCGAGCAGCUAGCGCUUCCGGUCUUGAGGAAUGAAGAAAGCAUUCAGUCCCCCACCAUCAAGUAUGAUGUUAGGUGUAGCUUGUUUGUGGACGGCUAA
Messenger RNA from Eubalaena glacialis (North Atlantic right whale), 458 nucleotides. Its product is annotated as cancer-related nucleoside-triphosphatase-like. The transcript is spliced from 2 exons. NCBI's taxonomy places the organism in Eukaryota, Metazoa, Chordata, Mammalia, Artiodactyla, Balaenidae. Gene Ontology annotation, molecular function: ribonucleoside triphosphate phosphatase activity. The coding region runs from base 99 to 458 and encodes 119 amino acids. The record is from RefSeq and is a predicted model, not a curated record.